AUGUCGGUCCAAUCUGAGUUAGGUACAAGUGUAUCCAUGACAUUGAAUGAAGAUAGUGACAACACUGUUGUUAAAGCGCUUUUCACUGCGGAACCUAGUUCAAACCCUAGCGUAUACAGUAGUGUUACUCAAGCCCAGUCGGACCACGAGUUAGAAGAAUAUAAUAGACUCACUACCAUGUAUAGAGACUACCCUUCUGCAUUGUUUACGCCACAGUUGCUAAAGACUUACGCUUCCUGUGAAGCUAAGCUUGAACAGAGCAGACAAGUGCUGUUCUGUAAUGCAAGGGAAUGUGACGACUUUCCAUACGGACUACAAGCUGAACUUAAACGUCGAGUUUCUACACGAAGGGGGGACCCCCUCUGUGUCAAACUUGCGAAUGAUAUCCAUGUAUUGCUGUCCGUUCUUGAAGGAGAUGAUAUGCAAGCUAUGAAAGACUUGAUAAGUACCGGUCGCCAAGGGCGGUCACUGAGUCAAACCCCGGCUCGUUCCAUAGACCCCUCUACGCAUCAGGUACCUAAACCUAAUACCCAGUGUGAUUGUAGAAAAGAACUGUCCUUGUUAAAAGACACAAUAUCGUCGCAAAUAAAUUUUAAUAUUUUUCAGGUUGAUAAGUUCCAUGAAUAUGUGAAGCCAGUUGUUAAUCCUCAGCUGACAGCGUUUUGUACCAAACUUACAGGUAUUACUCAGGAAAAGGUUGACAAAGCCGAUUUAUUUCCAGAGGUGUUAGGGAGGGUAGAAACAUGGCUACAGGACCGUCAGCUUGGUGUUGAAAAGUCAUACGCUGUAUUAACAGAUGGACCUUGGGACAUGUUUCGGUUUAUGUAUUACCAAUGUAAGGAAAGUGAUAUUGAAAUGCCUUUGUGGUCAAAGAAAUGGGUGAACAUCAGGAAAUCUUACUGUAACUUUUACCACUGUGGCAGAGGUGGUAUAGAGAUUAUGCUGAAAAAUUUAGGGAUGAAAUUUGAAGGAUCACCGCACAGCGGAAUAGACGACUCUAUCAAUAUUGCAAGAAUUGCCAUAAAAAUGUUAAGUGAUGGUUGUAGCCUGAACGUAAAUGAACAUAUUCAAAUUAAAUAUCACCCACAUGACUCAGGGGGUGCUGUAAGGUAUGAACCUUAUAAGGAAGAAAGUGUUUAUGAUUCUGAGGAGGAAGAGGAACAACGGAAGAAAAAGUCAGAAAAAAGACGGGAAAGUUCGGAAAAAGACCCAAAUGACACGGUUGUAAAUGAAAUUGAAAAUUUGACACUGAAUGAAGCGAAAAACGGAGAAGACGAAGAUUUUGAUGAUUUGUUAACGUAUUACAAGUUACAGAAAUCUUGAUGUCUUUUUAAAUGGCAUGUUGUCUAUGCAUUUCAGAGAGCAAUAUGAAAUUUCUUCUCUCUCAUUUCAGCCUUUUCAAGAUAAUAAAAUUAUCAUAAAAGGAGAAAA
Molecule: messenger RNA, 1431 nt
Organism: Mercenaria mercenaria
Lineage: Eukaryota; Metazoa; Mollusca; Bivalvia; Venerida; Veneridae
Exons: 5
Coding region: 1-1323 (440 amino acids)
Biological process (GO): exonucleolytic trimming to generate mature 3'-end of 5.8S rRNA from tricistronic rRNA transcript (SSU-rRNA, 5.8S rRNA, LSU-rRNA)
Cellular component (GO): cytoplasm
Molecular function (GO): nucleic acid binding; 3'-5'-RNA exonuclease activity
Source: RefSeq, a predicted model, not a curated record